This is a messenger RNA of Toxotes jaculatrix (banded archerfish), 1380 nucleotides long. Its product is annotated as bone morphogenetic protein 10-like. Lineage: Eukaryota; Metazoa; Chordata; Actinopteri; Toxotidae. Gene Ontology annotation, cellular component: extracellular region. Gene Ontology annotation, molecular function: cytokine activity; growth factor activity. Bases 1 to 1380 code for a protein of 459 amino acids. The transcript is spliced from 2 exons. Gene Ontology annotation, biological process: BMP signaling pathway; SMAD protein signal transduction. The record is from RefSeq and is a predicted model, not a curated record.
AUGACCGCUUCAGUCUUCUCCAACCUUGGGUUUAUCCGCUCUGUGAAUGUCCUGCUUCUGGUGUUGACUGGUUUGAGCUUGAGCAGUCCCAUCAGGUCUUCUGAGAACCAUCACAGGGCAUCAGUCGGUAGGGACAUGGGUGAUAAUCCGCUACUUAAUGCACAGGACUUUCUGAGCCAGUUUCUGUCCACACUGAACCUCACAGAGCUGAGGCCCCAGCCGAGGCCCCUUGCUGCCCGUAAGGAGCCACCAGAGUACAUGUUGGAGCUGUACAACCGAUUUGCCAAUGAUCGCACUUCUGUGCCCUCAGCCAACAUUGUGCGCAGUUUCAAGAAUGAAGAUUCCUCCCCCUACAGUUUAACGGCCAGGGGUGUAAGGAUACAUUCCCUGCUAUUCAACAUCUCCAUGCCACACCACGAGCACAUAACAAUAGCCGAGCUUCGCCUUUUCACUCUGGUCCGGAAGGCCCAAAGACCAUAUUCUGGCCUUGACUGCAAGGUGACCAUUUACAAUAUACAUGAGGGCGUUGUUUGGACAAAAGAGGUGGGGAAAGAAGAGAGGAGGGAUAAAGAGGAGGUGCUGGAGAUGAAGGAUUUGGAGGAACUGGUGACAAAGCAUAUUCAUGCCAAAGAUAAGAGCUGGGUGUCAUUUGACCUGACUCAUGUGGUUACUCUCUGGCGGAAAUCGGGGUGUGCAACUCACAGACUGGAGGUUCAUAUUGCAAGUCUGGGGUCAGAGGAGGAAGGGGCCACACAAGAGGUUGAAAGUUUGGUUGAGAUUGAUAUCGACAGGAACUUGGAGGGAAAACACAAUGCAGUGAUGAUUGUAUUCUCAGAUGAUCAGAGCAGAGACCACAGACAAGAUAAACAAGAGCUCAAUCAGAUGAUUGAACAUGAGAAUGACCUUCCUGAAAACAUGGGCCGGAGCCAACAAGCUUUCUGGGGUCACGUUAAUCACAACGCUGGCCAUGCUAACCAGGACGAGCUGGACAAACAGUCUCUCAUGCAACUGCAGUCCAACCUUAUCUAUGACACACCUUCCCGAAUCCGUCGCAAUGUUAAGAGCGAGCCAUGCAAGAGGACCCCACUCUUUGUGGAUUUUAAAGACAUUGGCUGGGAUACGUGGAUCAUCCAGCCACUGGGCUAUGAGGCAUAUGAGUGCAAUGGCGUGUGUAACCCACCUAUGACAUCCGAGGUCUCGCCUACCAAACAUGCCAUAGUGCAGACUCUGCUGAGUGUUAAGAGUCCAGAGAGAGCAUCGCGUGCUUGCUGUGUACCCACAAAGUUGGAGCCGAUCUCACUCCUUUAUCAUGAUAAUGGGGUGAUCACUUUCAACCACAAGUAUGAGGGGAUGGUGGUGGCAGAGUGUGGAUGCAGAUAG